AUGUUAAGGCCUCUUUUGCGUUUAUGCCCUGCCUUUUGUUUCCUUGUGGCUCAUGUAACCACUCUUGGAGUUACAGUCAACAACAUCAUCAUGAAGGUUUGGACUGUGUGUUUGCUGGUGUGUGCUGCUUUUACUCUGAGGACUGCCACAGCUGCAGCAAAUGUGACUGAACCUGAGCAGGAUCAGAAACUUCCAGGGGAAGCUACUGAACUGGCUGUUGAGGAGUUGACUGAUGCAGUUCAGGAUAAGGAGGAAGCUCUCAAGACAGAUGCUGUUGCUGAAGUUAAGUCAGGCUACUGUCCACAUGGAUGGAUUCAAUAUGGAUCACGCUGCUUUCGACUCAUAAGGUCAAGUCAGACCUGGCUCAAUGCUGAGGCACAGUGUGCAGCUGAACAUGCAAGACUGGCAUCUGUACGUAACCUUGGGGAACAUAAAUUCCUGCAGAGUUUGCUUGAAAUGGCUGGUUUAUCACAGGCUUGGAUUGGUGCUUACUACUUCCAGGGAGCAUGGCUAUGGGUUGACACAGCUCGGUUCUACUACACCAACUGGUACUCUCUGAGUGGUGUGUCCAGCUGCCCAUGCGCCUUCAUGAGGAACAAUGUUGGCUGGUCUAACGCUCACUGUGAAAGUGGAUAUGCAUUCUUCUGUGCUAUUGACCUUAAUACAUGUUAGAGGACAUGAAUGAGUAUUUGUUUAUCAUUUUGAAGCUGAUAUCAUUAUGAGCAAAAUA
Molecule: messenger RNA, 730 nt
Organism: Pangasianodon hypophthalmus (striped catfish)
Lineage: Eukaryota; Metazoa; Chordata; Actinopteri; Siluriformes; Pangasiidae
Product: galactose-specific lectin nattectin
Exons: 9
Coding region: 1-672 (223 amino acids)
Molecular function (GO): signaling receptor activity
Source: RefSeq, a predicted model, not a curated record